This is a messenger RNA of Prorocentrum cordatum, 548 nucleotides long. The record is from the annotation of a GenBank genome assembly. NCBI's taxonomy places the organism in Eukaryota, Dinophyceae, Prorocentrales, Prorocentraceae.
GUCAUGGCUGGCCCGCAAAGAGCGAGCGACGACGGCGGCCGAACGGUCCAUCCGCUGGUCCUGGGACAAGCGCGCGAAGCACUGCCACCCGCGCCCGCGCACCCUGUGCCGGGUGGAAAACGCUACGGAGAGCGGCUUCGCGACCAGAGGACCGAGGGCUGAGAGGUCGCAAGACGAGGACGCCUUGAUCGACUUCGUGAUCACCCUGGCGGCGGCGCUGGCGCGCACCGAAGGGACGGCGGAACAAAAGCUAUUCGUCAUAAGGCAUGCGCACCGGAUCGUCGGGCACAGCGACCCGCUCUUGCACCGGAGAAGGCCGUGGACGACUUCGGCUGGCCUGAAGAGGCUCCAAGGUCCAAGCCACCGGCGCAAGACGCCAGUCACCCCACGGAUGCUGCUGCGGUUGAAGCAGCACAUCCAUCAGGACGCAGGCCUCGGCCCAGCGGACGCAGCCACCGCGCGCGCAGCCAUCAUGCUCGCCUUGUUGUUCCUCUUGCGAGCGUUGGAGUACUCGAUGACGGACAAGUCCUUGUCGCUGGAGAGGAAUG